AUGUCAAAUAUUACUACUGUCAUUCCCAACUUUUGUGACUGGCGUAUAGAAUUAUAUAAUUGUGAAAUGAGUCAAUUAUGGGUGAUUGAAGUAAUAAUCUCGCUUGUUUCUUAUGUUAUCCUCUCAAUUACCGGUACAUUUGUUUUUUGGUAUCGAUAUAAAUAUAUGUGGCAAGGAUUAUUUGUUGACCAUGGAAAUGGUAUUCGCCCAUUACCAGUAGAUUGUUUAUUAUUCUUUUGGACUAUUGGAUGUUAUUUUCGAGGAUUACAUUCUUUACUUAUGUUAUUGAAUGCAUAUACUGCCUACUGGCAAAGAGAAAUGCUACAAGAAAGUGGAUGGACGAUUAUUUGCUAUGGAGCAAUUUGUUAUAUAGUUGGAAUCAUUUAUACAAUUCCUGCUAAUUAUACACAUGGAUCACGCGCCGUCAUAAAAAUCGAAACCAAAAGAAGUGAUUUAAAAUAUUCUACUAGUCGUGAUAUUUAUCUUCCUACCCCUACACAAUUAAAUUGGAUAUUAGCUAUUUGGUGCUUACUUCCUACAGUAACAGUUUUCCCAUUUUCUAUCUUGUCUGGUAUUUCUCGUGACCAUGGUAAAGUCUCAGAAACGGAUCAAUGGACAAGUGCUCAAUAUAUAACAUAUUUUGUUCUUGAUACAAUUUUUGCAUUAUCUGGUAUAUAUUAUGGAAUUAAUUUUAUGCUAAUCCUUCGAAGUACUGUAAAACAAUUUAGCCGUACUUCUAUUUCAUUUCAAAGAUCUAAACAUGGAACACGAGAAGCAUUAGACAGAUUAAAAUAUACCAUGACUUACAUUGCUGUAUUACCUUUAAUUUCUGGUCCUUGGUGGGGAAUUUUUGGAAUAUAUCACACUCAAAUAAUUUCUUCUAUAAAUGGAGUAAAUCUUUUUUUAUCAGUGAUGUGGCAUAUUACAGGAAUACAACCAUUGAUUGUAGUAGUGCAAUAUGUAUUAGCGAAACGAGUUUACUUACAUUACACAGGUCAAACCCAAUCUUCUGGUGGUGAUGGUUCAUUAUCAAGUACUUCUCAAUCUAAUGCUGAAGUGACAGAUCAUCGAGCAACUUUAAAUAGAAGUCAUACUAAUACUAAUUCCAGAGGAAUUGUGGUUGAUACUAAGGAUUCACAAGAUUUUUCAGUACAUUUUCCGGAAACAACAAAUUAUGAUUUAAAUUUAAAUUCUGAUUUGGAACGAAAAGUAUGA
Diversispora eburnea is the source of this 1215-nucleotide messenger RNA. The record is from the annotation of a GenBank genome assembly. Lineage: Eukaryota; Fungi; Glomeromycota; Glomeromycetes; Diversisporales; Diversisporaceae.